CUGUAGGCAGCUAAGUUUUCUGAAAGCGCCUGCUAGCGAUAACUCAGUAGGUCUUAGUUGCUAAAUUCAAAAAUAUGUUACAAUAGAACCUAUGAAACGUGUAGCUCUGAUGAGAGAUUCGGUUCAUUGGAAAUAAUGAAAAGCCAACCGAAAGAAUCCAUCAUAGGCAGCAGCGAUGCGGCGGGGAUCCAUGGCCAGGGCAUAGGCUUUGUCCUGGCGGGGGAGGAUCAUCAGGAUCAUCAGGAGGAGCAGCAGCAACAGCAGCAGCAGCAGCAGCAACAGCAACAGCAGCAGCAACAGCAGCAGCAGGAUGUAGCCGAGGAGGAGCAGGAGUCAAAGGCGGCGACCAGCAAUGAAGCGUCCCAUGAUCACGACCAAAACCAAAAAGAUCAGCAUACCAAUCCAGAUCAGGAUGCGCCGAAGAAGCGCUGCGACAAGUGCGGCAAGAAGCUCGGCCUCACCGGCGGCUUCCCCUGCCGAUGCGGCGGCACCUAUUGCGGCACCCACCGGUACAGUGACCGCCAUGAGUGCAAGUUCGACUACCGCGAAAUGGGCGCCAACGAGAUCCGGCGCGACAAUCCCCUCGUCGUGGCCACCAAGCUGCCAAAGAUCUGAGCUUAUCAUUUUUGGGUCAAUUCCAGGGCCAAAACCCAACAGCUAAAUCGAAAACAAAAAGAAUAAAAGCAACUUAAGAACAU
Drosophila gunungcola (fruit fly) is the source of this 698-nucleotide messenger RNA. Its product is annotated as AN1-type zinc finger protein 5. The coding region runs from base 136 to 615 and encodes 159 amino acids. Gene Ontology annotation, molecular function: zinc ion binding. The transcript has a single exon. Lineage: Eukaryota; Metazoa; Arthropoda; Insecta; Diptera; Drosophilidae. The record is from RefSeq and is a predicted model, not a curated record.